This is a messenger RNA of Eupeodes corollae, 1435 nucleotides long. RefSeq names its product syntaxin-17 (gene Syx17). Gene Ontology annotation, cellular component: endomembrane system; autophagosome membrane; SNARE complex. Bases 295 to 1143 code for a protein of 282 amino acids. Gene Ontology annotation, biological process: exocytosis; intracellular protein transport; vesicle fusion. The record is from RefSeq and is a predicted model, not a curated record. NCBI's taxonomy places the organism in Eukaryota, Metazoa, Arthropoda, Insecta, Diptera, Syrphidae. Gene Ontology annotation, molecular function: SNAP receptor activity; SNARE binding. The transcript is spliced from 2 exons.
GAAAAUAAAAAUAAAGAAAGAAAUACCCAAAGGCCACACAACACAGAGCAGAACAGCGAAGAAAGAAAAACACAGAACCAAACCUAAACUCGCCAUCAAAUAAAUUACAAACUUUUCCUUUGUACUUGCAAAAAAAGUUUUCCUUUUAAUUGAUAAUUAAAAUUGAAUAGUUUUACUUCAAUUAUUCAUAAGAAAUGUCAAAUCAUUUUCAUUGUUUUUAAUAAUUUUACUCAACGAAGAAACUAAGGACAAAAAUUGCAUUAAAAACAGCCACGGAAGAGAAAAAUAAUAAAAAUGAGUUUCGACCAAAUUGAAAACGUUGAAAAAAUUCCUCUCAAACAAGCUGAAGUUUCAAUACGCAAAUUCAACGACCUCGCCAUUCCACACCACUUGGGUUUGUUGAAGAAUCACAAAUCCAACAUCGAAAAAUGUCUGGCGCUGGGCGAUUGGACAAAAAUCAAAAAGGAAGAAAUCAAUGCUAUGCGUGUGAUAAAACAAUUGAAGAAUCUGAUGCUGGAAAUGGACAUCCUGAGGGAGAAAGUUUGCGACGACGAUCGCCAAAAGUUCGACGAAAUGAUGUCACCGGGAAAGAACAAAGCCAUGGCAGGGAUGCGGGAAUAUUUGGAUCUGCAACUUAAAAGUCCCACAAGCACAACAAAAUCCGAUGACAAUGACGAAAACUCUCCCCUACAAGAAGACAAUGACACCUUACCCCAAAUUCAGGCGGAUUUUCAACUACAAGAGCACCAACUUAUAGCCCGACAGGCUUGUCUCAAAGAAUUCGACAAUUUGCAAAGAGAAGUCCAAGACCUGCAUAGCAUGUUCCAAGAUGUACGAGUUCUCGUACAGGACCAAGCCGAGAGCGUACAAGUAAUAGCGGAUAAUGCCGAAGAAGCUCUAGAGAAUGUACAAAUGGGCGAAGCGCAUCUGCAACAAGCCCUAGCCUAUAAAAAAGCCAUGUAUCCUGUAAUGGGUGCUCUAUUGGGAACUUGUGUCGGUGGACCGAUCGGUCUGUUGGCGGGGAUAAAGGCUGGAGGACUGGCUGCAGUGGGCUGUGGUAUUCUUGGAUUCACUGGCGGACAAGUUCUCAACAAUAACAAUGCCAUCGCAGCACCUCCAGUAGAUGAGAAGAAGGAUGAAUGACCUGAGGAGAACGAUGGUAGUAGAAGGCGGUGGCGUGUCUGCACGGUACAGUGAUUGAAAUGGCUUCGUUAUUGUUGUUGGUUUGUCUCCCCCUUUCUGAAUGUUGAACUUGUUUUUACCAGCUGCUUAACACACAAUCACUCACAUGACAGUUUGUGGCUAGCUUAUUUGCCUUGGAAGUCCUCUUUUGUUACGUUUCUCUUUUCCGCAAAUUCGUUUUUAAGUCAAUUAUGUUUUUUAUCUAAACUAAUAAAAAGGAAAAUAAAUGUAUUCUAUAUUUAAGACAAAAGUU